This is a messenger RNA of Chroicocephalus ridibundus (black-headed gull), 2534 nucleotides long. RefSeq names its product S100P-binding protein-like. Gene Ontology annotation, molecular function: calcium-dependent protein binding. The record is from RefSeq and is a predicted model, not a curated record. Lineage: Eukaryota; Metazoa; Chordata; Aves; Charadriiformes; Laridae. The transcript has 4 exons. The coding region runs from base 236 to 1687 and encodes 483 amino acids.
GCUGAGGUAGGGACAGGCCCAGAGUGGGUACGAGUAAGCCCCUGACUGAGAGAGGGCCAGGUCAGGGAGCUGUGGAGGGGAAAGGCUGGUAUUUGCCUUUGUGCUCUCAGAUUGGAGCUGACUCUUGCUGACUUCGGAAAGGGCUGAUCAAAGGGCACCAGGGUCAGAUGAACUUCAGAACAGGCUUCUAGAGCAGAAGGCGCGGGGUCACUGAGAUACAGGAACCAACAGCAACAUGGAUGACCAUUCCCUUCAUGCCUUUGGGCCUAGUCUUUGCCAUGAAUUUAAACCUACUGUUCAUGAUAGAGUUCCCAGGGCCAAAAGGCUGUCGGAUUCCGCAGAGCAGGUUCAGGCCCAGCACUCAGCUAAGAAACCUUGUGUGUUGAGUCAUCACCGUAGCACUCCAGAUCCAUCAGAGAAACUGCUGCUGUGUUCCCCAGAUUCUGCCUGCUUUCAAGGAUCCUCUCAUUUUCUGGAUGAUGUUGGCCAUGAUGACCUUGUUGCCAGUUCUGCGUCAAAAUAUGAUGAUGUAGCCAUUUCUCUAGAUACAACCAGAUGUUUUGAUGAUAGCGAGCCAGAUGACUCCUUGUUGGAACUGUCAGACAGUGAAGAAGGGAAUUCUCCUUUCAAUUACACUGAGGAAGAGAUCCAGGAAAUCUUGGCAGAUAAUUGUGUGGAAUCUGAGUGGUACCUAACUAGAAAAAGCACUCUGAGCCAAAAUGUAAACGGAGAGAGUGAAAAGGACGAGAGCAGCAGCUGCACUGGCGUAUCAGUCAUCAGCGAAGACGCAAGUGUGGCCUCAGAGAUCACAGAGACACCAAAUGAACUUCUGUGCAGAGACUGUUCUUCACCUGAUUCUGAAUGUUAUCCUGGCCUUUUGAAUGAAAGUGCUAGUUUGGACAAGAACUAUCUGCAGUCAUCCCAAGUAAAUUGCAUGUUGUUUGACCUUGACAUUCCGGAGCUUCUGAGUCUUAGCCCAAUUGAUGCCGACUAUGUAGAUCACCCUCUGGAGGACGAUUAUUUGGAGGAAGCUGAAAGAGAAACUUCAGAAGAAAUCAUAAUCGAUUGUCUAGAGUAUGAUAGAAUGGCUAGUAGCUGUGUUCCCAAAGAAUCCUUGGAGGAGCUGAUGUCUAACGGCCGGCAAAGCCUGGGUGUGGGUUGCCUGGGAGAGACUCCUUUUGCAAGCAGAGAUGUGCCUGGCUCCUGUAGUGAUCAUGAGGAAAGCUCCAUGCCCUCUUCUCACCCUGCCUGUGGCCAGAGGAGAGCUGAUGAGAGUUUGGCACCGCUGUUACCAAGGUGUCCCACUCCCUCUUCCAGGUCCAGAAACCGAGAAUUUUCUAAAGAAACAAAGAGCUGUUUUUCACGGAAAUUAAACUUUGUAGAGGAUGAUGGAGGGCAGGAAUCUUCAGCAGUUGAACAGCCAUCAAACAGCAUUAAAUUAAGUGAUACAGCUGUAGGCCAGAUUGGGCAGGAAGAGACAACCAGUGGAAAGAAGCUUGGCAAAGUUAUUCCUGUGCCACAGGAGGAGGAGGAGGAGGAAAGAAAUCACCCAAUGUCCAACAAGAAACCUACCCAAAAGUACAGCCUCACACAGUGGGUGAGCAAGAAGUUGGCCAAACACCACCAUUUCCAGAGCAUCCCUGACCACUUCCAACGCAGCCCCGUGACAGCCUUUUCUAAUGUCUGAUUUUGCUGCUGAGGGACUGUGCUGGUUCUUAUUCUGCAUUUAGAGUUCUUCUUAAUUGUUCUGGGUUUGAGUGGUUUGUAUUUUUGUAAGUUGUUUUAUGAUCUGUUUUUAAUAAGGCCAAUGGAAGUUUCUGUGUUUUAGAAACAUUUGGAACUGUUUUUGAAGUGCAAUUUCAAUGUGAUCUGUUCCUGUAUAGGUAACUCCUGUGUUUAGCAUCCUGUUUUGUUAUGCUUUGAACUGAAAACAACCUCCUCACAGAGCAGGUAACAAAUGUAGUUGGUGUUCAAGAGGCAAGGUUGCACGUUGGGUGUGAGGACAUAAUAGUUCAAUGACGGAAUCUGGAAAAUGGGCUUUGAAGUGGGAAAACUUUUCUUUAAAGCUUGGUCCUAAACCUUGGUGUUAAAUCUCCUACAGUGAUUGGGCUCCCUUUGAAUAACAUUAAGGUUUUAAAUUGUAAAAACAGCUUAUGGCUGCUGUCCGCCUGCAUUUGGCAAAGACAAAGUUGUAUUAGUUUACUGUAAACUCAGGAGCAGCGGUUGAUUUCCCUGGUUUGGGUAUGUCUUGUCUUGUGCUGUUGUUCUUUCGGUCCCUGAAAAGUUUGCUGCCUCCUUUGGUUGGUUUUACUUCUGGUUUCAUUUGUAACUUCUGUUGUGAAAAUGUUUCAUGAGAUUUGCACUUCUGUUUAUAAAAAUUUUGCACCUGUUAGAUGUAGUUUUCUUUCCUGUUGUGAGUGGAGAGGCUCUCCCCUUUCACUUGCCUGCUUUCUGGAGUGCCCAGAGGAAUGUGACCUCAUGUUCAUUUAAGCCACACAGUCCGAGAGCAACUGCUGGUCUCUGUGCCGCCUCCA